Molecule: messenger RNA, 1448 nt
Organism: Labrus mixtus (cuckoo wrasse)
Lineage: Eukaryota; Metazoa; Chordata; Actinopteri; Labriformes; Labridae
Gene: barx1
Product: BARX homeobox 1
Exons: 4
Coding region: 376-1116 (246 amino acids)
Biological process (GO): regulation of DNA-templated transcription
Molecular function (GO): DNA binding; DNA-binding transcription factor activity, RNA polymerase II-specific
Source: RefSeq, a predicted model, not a curated record
CGCGCACAGCGGCUGACAAAUAGCUCCUUACCUCCGCUGCUGAGACACAGUAAAGGGGGGGCAUGAACACGGCCGGGAUCGAAUCUUUUGUUUCUACGAUUCUACUCUCGGAUCCAGAUCUCUUCACACCAAAGAAGCGCAUCUCAACGAGAGACGUCUAAUGCGUAAAACCCCAAAAAGACGCACAGACGCGCAGAGAAAUCGGCGACCUGUACCUGAAGUUUUGCUCGUCCAAAAGGAUAACUUGAUUCACAGUCGUGAUCUCCGGACUAGAGAGGCACUACAGCGGGAAUAUGACAUUUGGUUUGGGCCACUGAAGGAGAGUUAGUCGGUGUUCGCGCUUGGUGUCCGUUGAAGUGACCGCAAAGCCACAUUAUGCAGCAUCAUUUGGACAUGGGAGCGCAUUAUUAUCCUCCGGAAGUUUAUCCCGACCACAGGACUCAUCGCUACAGGAGUUUCAUGAUAGAGGAGAUCCUGACUGAUCACCCGGAGCACAAAGUAUCGGCUCCGGCAGGAGAGUUUCUUAAAUUCGGGGUACAUGCGCUCCUGUCCACGCGACCUUUCCAUAACCAACUCGUGCUAAAAGCGGACCAGACGAGCCUCUUGAAGUUCCCCAUCUCCCCGCUGUCCUGCUCCCUGAGCUCCCCGCUCGGCUCCCCGCUGCUGUCCGCGGCUCAGGGCCUGCAGAUCGGCGCGGCGUCCCACCACCUGCCGCUGGACCUGCACCUCCGCGGGAAGCUGGAGCACGGCGUCGACGGGGGCAGCAAGACCAAGAAGGGCCGCCGGAGCCGCACCGUGUUCACCGAGCUGCAGCUCAUGGGCCUGGAGAAACGCUUCGAGAAGCAGAAGUAUCUCUCCACACCUGACAGAAUAGACCUCGCUGAGUCUCUGGGCCUCAGUCAGCUUCAGGUGAAAACAUGGUACCAGAACAGGAGGAUGAAAUGGAAGAAGAUUGUUCUGCAGGGAGGAGGCCUGGAGUCUCCGACUAAACCAAAAGGUCGUCCAAAGAAGAACUCCAUCCCCAGCAGCGAGCAGCUCUCUGAACAGGAGAGAUCCGCCACCGACGCCGACCCAGAAGGCUCCAGCUCCCAGUCAGAGAGCACUCAGGAGGAGUGACCCGGACCAGGACUCGGGGACUCUUAGCUUGUGUCUCUUCUGGACUCUUCCAAAAGAGCAUUUAAGAGGAUGCUCCUGAAGCUGGACUGUCUUGUGCACGGCCUGUAGAGACUCUCAGGCCCUGCAGAGAGCUGAACUGUAACAGCCGUGUGUGUCUGUGUCGUAGCCCUCCCUGCAUUCCCUCAUGAUGAACUUGUCGCUGUUGAGGAGGGAACUCGAAACUUUGCAGUAGGUCUAAACCUUUAUAUUCUAAAGAUCCACUCUCACUCAUCUGGUUUGCAUUUCUCUUGUGUACCUGUGCUAUGUUUAAUUAUUAAAUAUAUUUUCACUAA